GUCUGGCAAUGUAUGCUAUUGAAGUCGGAUUUGUAUAUAAGUUUUUGAAGAAUGACAAGACUAGAGUAACGGCGGAAUGUUCAAAAAAACAUACAGAAUCUGGUUGUCAAUGGUUUAUUCAUGCAACCAUUGAGAGAUCUAACAGUUUCUUUUGUAUUAGGGAGUUUGAGAAGAAUCACAGUUGUGUUGGUGUUUUUGCUAGUUCGAAGAAUCCUCGGAUGAGUUCAAAGUUGGUUGCUAAACAGAUUAGGGAGGAAGUUCGAACUAAGACAAACUAUGCACCAAUAGAAGCAGUGAAAUUUUUUGAGAAGUAUUAUGGGAGUAAAAUCAGUUAUCACCAUGCUUGGUUUGGGGUUGAGAAGGCAGGUGAUGAGCUGUAUGGAGAUUAUGCAUUGUCUUUUGACCUACUAAGGUGGUAUGCUAAGGUAGCGAAGGAGAAAAACUCAGGAAGUGUUAUUGAUGUUGAGUAUUGUGACAAAACUAAUUGUUUGAGAAGGAUUUUUGUAGCAUUUGAUGCGUGUAUCAAAGGCUUCAAUUACUGCCGUCCUUUGUUGGCCCUUGAUGGGACUUUUUUGAAGGGGAGGUACAUUGGAACCCUUUUCGGAGCUAUAGGAAAAGAUGGCGAUCAAGGACUGUUUCCAGUGGCUUUUGGCAUUGCUGAUUCUGAAACUGACGAGAAUUGGCUUUGGUUUUUGAGAAAGUUGUCAACAAUUCUGUCAUCUCGUCCAAUAACAUUCAUAACAGAUCGUCAUUCUGGGCUUUUGAAAGGUAUUCCAGAGGUUUUUCCCAAUGGAUAUCAUGCGUAUUGUUUGCAGCAUCUGAAGUGUAAUUUAAGGGACAAGUUUAAGGGCAGAUUGUCUAAUGGUUUUAGGGACAGAGUAGUCGAGUUGUUUUCUUAUUGUGCAUAUGCACCAUCGAUUUUCUGAUUAUGAGGAAGCUUUUAAAGAACUGUGCAAUGUUGGUGGUCCAAAAGCUAAGGAUUUUGUUGAAUCGUUGCCACUUGACAAGUGGGCAAAUGCAUAUUUUGAAGGUAGAAGAUAU
This is a messenger RNA of Rhododendron vialii, 1041 nucleotides long. RefSeq lists its product as uncharacterized. NCBI's taxonomy places the organism in Eukaryota, Viridiplantae, Streptophyta, Magnoliopsida, Ericales, Ericaceae. The transcript has 2 exons. The record is from RefSeq and is a predicted model, not a curated record. The coding region runs from base 9 to 926 and encodes 305 amino acids.